Octopus bimaculoides (California two-spot octopus) is the source of this 3153-nucleotide messenger RNA. RefSeq names its product 5-hydroxytryptamine receptor 1F. Gene Ontology annotation, biological process: G protein-coupled receptor signaling pathway. The record is from RefSeq and is a predicted model, not a curated record. NCBI's taxonomy places the organism in Eukaryota, Metazoa, Mollusca, Cephalopoda, Octopoda, Octopodidae. Gene Ontology annotation, molecular function: G protein-coupled receptor activity. Gene Ontology annotation, cellular component: membrane.
CACACACACACAUAGAUACACAUACAUAGGUACGAACACACACGCGCACACCGAGCAUACACCGAUUGGUGCAUAGUAAAUUCAUACUAAUACACACACGAAGAGCGAGCGCACUAACGCACGCAACCACACACACACACACACAUAAAUCCAUAUAACAUACACAUCACAAAUCACACACAUACACAUCGCACAUGCACACACUAAGGCACAUAAAUGUAAACACACACACACACACAUACACACAGUAAACACUACACACUGAAGCUACGCGCGCACUGAAUCAAACAUUUACAUACACACACAACUAUAUAUAUGUAUAUAUAUAGACAUAAAUACAUACAUACACCCUUACACAUUAUAAACACACACAUGCUGCACAGACACACGCACACAUCCAUGUAGUAGUGCACAGUAAGGUACAUAGACCACACGUGCACUGACGCACACACACACACACCCAUCAAUGCACACCCACACAUUGCAAGCAUACACACACAUACACACGCAACCAUUCACAACAGAUCGCUUUUACUUCUCAUUACAAAACAGGCCGACGAGGGAGUCUCUACGCGGUCGCUCGAUUUGCUAGUAAUAGCAGCCAAAAAUCUUUCAAAACCACACACACACACACACACGUACACGUACACACAUUACCAACCGUCGUGGAUAUACAUCAAGUAUAAACAUAGACGGAAUGGUCACGACUGGAAUACAUUUGACCAUAGGUCUGCUCGAUCAGGGCUGACCUGGGGCUAAACAGCCACGACAACUUCUCGCCACACACAUACACACGCACACACAGAGACACGCGCGCACACACACAAAGUAAUACCAACAACAGGAACUCCCCCCACUCUCACCACCACCUUCAGCAACGCCACCACUUUCGCUUACCUACACAACUUCGCCUCUUGUUCCGCAGCCCCUUUUCUUCUUCUUCUUCUUCUUCUUCUUCUUCUUUUUCUUCUUCUUCUUCUUCUUCUUCUUCUUCUUCUUCUUCUUCUUCUUCUUCUUCUUCUUCUUCUUCUUCUUCUUCUUCUUCUUCUUCUUCUGUUUCUUCUUCUCUCCCUUCUCUACACAUUUCCUUCUUUGUUUCUUCUUUCUCUCUCCUUUUUCUUUCUUUCUUCCAUUCAAGUUUUUUUUUCUCUCUCUCUCUUUCCCUUUCGUACAUUCUUCAUUCCUUCCUUUAUAUUAUUCCUUCUUUAUCCCAUCACUUGCACCCCCGUCCAUGGGAGAGGGUGUGGACCUAGCUUACCCAAGUGCUAGCGUACGUGUGGUUCUCAUCUUGUCCAUGAGUGUCUUCUGUCUAAUAACAGUUGUUUCAAAUAUUCUGGUGAUUGUCACUGUAAUUCUUACGAAAAAACUGAGGACCAUAUCGUCGGCUUUCCUUCUCAAUCUUUGCGUAGCAGACUUAGGAAAUGGCCUACUUACAAUGCCGUUUAUAAUUAUUGGUCUGGCAUACGACGGAGUACCUCUCACACAGACAAUAUGCAAACUGUUCGGAUUUCUCUUCAACCUGUUUUCAAUCGCAUCCAUACUCUCUAUCGUGGCCAUAGCACUUGACCGUUAUUCAGCCAUCAUUCACUGUCUAGAAUAUUCUUCCUGGUCAGCAUACAAAUAUGUUGGCAGUCUCACGGCUUGGAUCUGGUUGCAGGCGACAGGCUCAGCAUUCAUGCCGCUAUUCGGUGUCGGCAGUUAUUGUGUACAGAAUUUCCUCUGCGUUGCUGUUUGGUCCAAUUUAGUCUACACUGUUCUCAUGUGCAUUUUGAACUUCUUCAUCCCUCUCUUUCUCAUGCUUUUUUGUUAUAUCACAAUAAUCAAGGUUGCACGCUGUCAUGCAACACGCAUAACAGCCGUGCAAUCGCAGGCGAGAAAAUUUUCCGAUAUAGACAUGACAGGGCCGGUUGCCACUGCCAUUGCGCAUCCUCUUCGCCGGUUGUCAAUGAUCAGCUUUCCCACUGCCACCAACAUGGAAUACGAAGGCAUAGAUCAACUUCACGGAGCCUUCACUAGCGACAUCGAACAAGACACCUUUAGUGACCUUGACAGUUAUUCCCCAAUAAAUCUAACUGUGCCAGGAAUUCGGAGGGACAUCAGAACAGGCAUCCGAUUGUUGGGUGCUAUUUUGGCUUACGUCGUUUUCUAUUUCACCUACGUUUACGUGAAAAUGACUGACCAAAACAGUAGCUCAAUAUCACAUCUGGAGGUCUUUGGAACUUGGAUGUGUCUGUUGUCCAGCGUCUGUAAUCCAUUCCUUUACGCAAUCGUUAGUAAGCGUUUCCGAUUGGCCGUACGGCGACUUUUUCAGCAGAGAAGGAAACGUCCUACUCAUAUUAAAAACCGAUGUCCCUUACAAAAAGUUCAAAAUAUUCCACCUAGAAUAUGGCAGCGGAGGAGGGCUGGUUCCUCCAGUAGUGAUCCAACGUCGGAAAAGGUGAAUGUAAACGAAAAAAGAAUGCCUUCUCUAUUAUCUCUUCCUUCAUUAGCACAAAUUCAAAACACUCCAAAUGAGAAACAUCAAAAAGAGGAAGCAGUGUCCGUAGUUAAAAGCACUCGGUUCUUAGAAGUGCCACAUGCUCAUGCAAGUAGAGUUCAAACAAGUACUAAUGUUUCAGAAUCCAAAACAAAAAUUCCUGUUAAUGGAAUGGCCAUAACAGUUCCAACAGAAUCAAAGAACGGUUUAAUAAAAAAAUGGCUAAAAUUUCGAUCGGAAUCGAUCGGAAAGACGAAGAAAAAAUCUGAGCAGGACUCGGAUGUGUUUUGUGGUGAAAAUAAAGCAAAUAUUAAAAUCCAAGUUGAUUUAGUUGGCACAUAAUUUUCUUAUUUAUUUUAUGAAAUGUAACACUGAACGAAUGUUCAAAAAGUCAUUUCGGAACAAAAAAAAAAAAAAAAUUAAAUUAACUAUAUUUUGAAAAAAUUAAAAUAAUUCCAAACUUUGACUUUUCAUAAUGGUUCGCAAACAUUCUGAACUUGGAUAGAACGCGUAUCUGUGUUAUUUGAAGAAAGUUAAAUAAUAGAAGAAAAAAGAAAAUACUUUUAAUUUUAAACAGUUUUCUUCAACAGAUGUCUAGUUUUGAUGCAGGUGUCAUACACUUUUAUUUACUGUUGACGUUUGUCUUUUUACUUUUUUUCUUUUUGUAUUUCUUCAAA